UGACAAUGUAUUCGGCCAAUAAAUUAAAGAUUUUUUCAUUGACUUAUUUUUAAAACCAUAUUUUUAAGUCGUAACCAAACGUGACUAAAACAUCAUCACUUCGGAUAAUUUUAUUUAUUUCCUCCAAUGAUCUCUCGUCCUUUUGAUUUUCUUCAUCUUCCUCUCACUUUCUCCCUCUAAUAUCUCUUUUUAUUUGCUUACUUUACUAAUAGACUAUUAUUUUUACUAAUCACAUGAUAAAAUGUUCUAAUUAUGGCUCGUUACUAUAUAAUGUCACAAGCUAUUGCAAACAUUUCUCCAUCAUCCUCUUUUCUUUCACUCUUCAUAUAUAUUAUCUAACUACGCACAAUGAUACUUAUACCAAAAAUGACUACACUACAAGCCCUUUCUAGCUUCAUCACAGUCACACCAACGCAUGUAAUGUCACAUGCAAAACCUAAUUCCUUCAAUUUUUGUUGUCGUCAACCAAUUUUUUCUAGUAAUCAACCUCUCUCCCUAUCCCAAUCGUCCGAUUUUAGCCUCCGAUGCUGCCCACCACAUCGUUCCUCACUUAGCCCUCAACAAUGUUUACCCAAUCAGAUGAGUGGGUUUCUAGAGAUCGAACUCAAAGUACGGGACUAUGAAUUGGAUCAAUAUGGUGUUGUUAACAAUGCAGUCUAUUCGAGUUAUUGUCAACUUGCACAUCAUGAGAUAUUAGAAAGCAUUGGUCUGGAUGCUAAAACAGUGGAGAGCAACGGCGGUGCUUUAGCGUUGUCAAAACUUUCUCACACUUUCCUCGCACCACUUAAGAGUGGAGACAAGUUUGUUCUAAAGGUGAAGGUCUCAGAAUCCUCAGCUGCUCGUAUAUUCUUUGAGCAUUAUAUCUACAAGUUGCCAAAUAACGAGCCGAUUCUAGAAGCAAAAUCAGUUGUUGUUCUUCUUGGCAAAAAUUAUCGCCCUGUUCGUAUGCCUACAGAGGUGAAAUCCAAGUUAAGGCAGCUUAUGAUGCAUCAAGAAGCGGGCGCAACGCUUAUUGAUCAUGCUAUGUCUACUGCUCCCUCGCUGUUGAACGGGUUGAUGACCAUUCCAAAUGUUUGUGAAGCAACAGCAGGGUAACUUAGAGCAUGAUUAGGAGCAAUGUUAAUCAUGUAUGUUGGACAAUUUGUGUAUUAUAGAAGGUCUGUAGUUCCGCAAUUUGGAAUGUCUUUUGUUAGGAUGUGCGCUUGUGAAUUGUGUGUAGUCAGGGUAUGUUAUAUAAAUGAACAAUUGUUACUCUGUUUCUUCUAA
Messenger RNA from Chenopodium quinoa (quinoa), 1266 nucleotides. RefSeq names its product acyl-acyl carrier protein thioesterase ATL3, chloroplastic-like. Gene Ontology annotation, cellular component: chloroplast. Bases 349 to 1095 code for a protein of 248 amino acids. The transcript is spliced from 5 exons. NCBI's taxonomy places the organism in Eukaryota, Viridiplantae, Streptophyta, Magnoliopsida, Caryophyllales, Amaranthaceae. Gene Ontology annotation, molecular function: fatty acyl-[ACP] hydrolase activity. The record is from RefSeq and is a predicted model, not a curated record.